This is a messenger RNA of Neurospora tetrasperma FGSC 2508, 3438 nucleotides long. RefSeq lists its product as uncharacterized. Lineage: Eukaryota; Fungi; Ascomycota; Sordariomycetes; Sordariales; Sordariaceae. The transcript has 4 exons. The coding region runs from base 1 to 3438 and encodes 1145 amino acids. The record is from RefSeq and is a predicted model, not a curated record.
AUGGCGGAUCCGGCAACGAUUUUGGGUGUCUUCACCGGCACUCUUCAAAUCAUCAGCUUCACUCGCGAACUCAUCAGCUUGACCCAGGAGAUUGCUCACACCGGCUCAUCCGAUCACGAUUUAAAGGAGAAGUCAGAGGAUCUGUUGAGCGUGUCCCAAAAUCUGCAGAAGUCCUUAUCGACACUUGAUUCAGAGUCAGCCGGUGUCUGCACCGAAGAGCAGCAACAACUUCAGAAGGCGGCACAGCAGUGCUUGAUCGCUGCGCGAGCUAUGCUCAACGAGCUUGACAGAAUUGACUGGAGAACCAAUACGGUGGACUCUGGCUUGAGACAUUACUUGAACCUCGCCAUAUUCCGACUGAGGAAAACGCUUGGAGUCAAGAAGUCGGAGGCCAGCUCAAGCAGCAACAAAGACAAUGAGACUUCGCCCCCUUUGACGUUGCGUUCCAAGAAGCAUCCAAUGGUACGAGCAUUGAGAAAACUGGUCAAGAGGUCAAAGCUCGAAGACCUUGAAAGGAACAUGAAGCGGGCCGAAGAUACACUUCAAACUAGUAUACUCCAGAAACUAUUGCUUGACUCUCAAUCUGCCGCAAAAGACAAGACGGGAGCUAAAACAAAAUUGAAACGCGACGAAAUUUUGAAAAGCCUGGCCUUCCCUGAUCUGAACUCGAGAAGAGAUCAUGUCAGCGAAUCCCACGAGAAGACCUUGGGGUGGAUCUUCAGUAGCGAAAAGCAUGGCAAGUGGGACAACUUUGUCGAAUGGCUUGGGUCAAGUGAGAGGAUCUACUGGAUUGAGGGCAAGCCUGGCUCAGGCAAAAGCACUUUGAUGAAGCUGCUUGUUAGAGACGAGCGGACUAGACAAAGACUCAGCAGUUGGUCAGGCCAUCCCAUCAUCCUGUCUCACUUCCUGUGGAUUUCCGGGACAAAAGAUCAAAGGAGUCUGCAUAAGCUUCUAUGCUCUUUGGUAUACCAACUGCUCAAGGAAGAACAGGGGCUCGUCGACCAACUAAUCCCUCACUGCUCGUUUCUCGAUAACCGCUCGCGACAGUCCCGGGCCGAUGAGUGGUCCACGGCGGAGCUUAGACAAGUGCUCUCAAAGGCGCUCCACAUUCUCAACAAACGAGUUUGCGUAUUCCUUGACGGACUUGACGAGAUUGACAGCGACGACAGGGUGGAAUUUAAUCGGGUUUUGAAAGAUCUACUGCAAGCAGAGCCUGAGAUCAAGCUUUGUGUUGCCAGCCGCCCAGAAGUCCAACUCGAGGCAAUACUAAAAAGAGUCUUACCCAAACUGCGGCUACAGGAUCUAAACAGGGAUGAUAUUUCUGCUACAGUCAGAGACUUCCUCAAAGACUUCUCGCUUUCUGAUACUACAGGAGUUCAGACAAGCAACAAGGAAGCAAUUCGUGAGAAGAUCAUAAACCUGGUUAUCGACCGGUCAGAGGGCGUCUUUCUUUGGGCUCGCCUUGUCCUACGCAGAAUCCAUAACGGACGAGAGACCAUCGGCACUUUGGAUGAGGUUUUAAGGCGAAUCGAGAAGCUACCACAGGGUGUUGAAAAUCUGUACAUGGAAACGUGGAAAAGGCACGGCGACGACGAGGAAGAUUACCGUGUGGAGGCGGCACAAUACUUUCAACUCGUGAUUCAAUGGAAUGAGCUAUAUUCUGCCGACAGCCUUGCGAUGCACAGGCGAACAUCCACAGACACAGGUUCCACCUUCUCUGUGUCCCGCGACUCUCUUGAUUCCAAUCUCUCAUUGUUCAACAUAGCGGUUGCGUCCAUGGACAGCUUACGCCGAGAUAUUCUCUUCAACAAAGGAACUCUGGUAUUGGGGGAAUUGCUCACCGCAAUCAACAACACCCGCCAGCGGAUUCAGUUGUGCUGCGGCGGUCUUCUGGAGAUUCGCGACACGGAAGCACCCCGCGGGUGGGAUCAUGUUGUACUUGAGCCUUCGUUUUGGUUCAGAUUGCUCCUUAUGCCUCUAUCCGCCUUUUUCUCUCCUGAUAAGGGCAGCAAGGAACAGGUGCUACCUCCAGCCCGUGACCUGAUCAACCUCUGGGAGACCGUGUUUUGCACCCAGGUUGUUUUCAUUCACCGAACAGCCAGGGACUUUUUACUUGACAAACCGCUCGGCAAAACGAUAAUGGGGAGCUGUCCUUUGACAAAUCACCAACUCUAUACCAAACUCGUCCAGUCCUUGAUCUCACGGUAUUUGGUGUACGGGACGUGGAACCCUAACUUUCUGGAACAGCGUGUGGACACAUUGAAGAAGGCAACCAAUUAUUUCUUCGAAAAUGAGCAGUCUGAACUCUCAAGACUCAUCGAGGAAAUGCCUAGUCGGUUACUGGACCGGUACCGAAUCAUCACCGCUAUUCUUCACAACUCCAUCCUUGACCUGCGUCAGAGCACUGGCGGCGGGACUUGGAUCAAAGGCAUCGAGUUAGAUGUGGCAAGUGUGCAAAGCCUGAUUCUGUGGUGGUUCUGUAUGAGACGGACAAUUCCUAUUACUUUCGACAUUGUCUACCAACUCAUUUCUCGGGAGAUAUAUUACGUUGCCCUCAAUAUAAGGGAGCCCUCGAGUCUUCAACCUGAAGACCCUGACAGGUUCUCGAUCAUGCUGGUGAAAAUCAUGUACGAAUGUACAGCGUCUGGCAUCCAACACUCGAACAAAAGGCCAAACGACACAGAGAGCUUCUGCGCAGCUGGCUGGGAAAGCGAUGGUAAUCAAAACAGCGCAAUCUAUGACUACGCUGCUUUUGAGAAUCUUACCUGGGAAUUUAUGAGGACCAAGGCUGUUCUCCUGGAUUCACGAAUCAAUUUCGUUGUUCGACUUUCCCGCCAUUCUUCCUUUGGGGGCACUGUAUGGGGAUGUCCUGACUACGAUGAUGUCAACAGCAAUGCCGACGCAGAUGAGAUCGUCAUUGAGUGCAAUAUUGCUCAACUGAUCCGAUUUGCACAUUGUGUUGUUAAAGCCCAUUCAACUCCUGCAGAUAAUGGCAAGACUCGUAUGACGGACAAGGUGGAAGGACAUGAUUGCGCUCGUGGUUACGAUGACGCUCGUGCAAACCUUGAACGCCAUCCUGUGCAUAGGAAAGUAAUCCUCAUUACAAGGAGGCAUCAGAGCAGUGGCAUCGACGAUGUCAGCGUUUCACCAAGUGGCUCCCAAUCGGAAGCGAUCUGUUCGUUACUCGAGAAUAAGAACGGGAGACUGCUAUGGCAAGGACUCGCCGUUCAACUCGAUACAAUCUUGCAGGCCGAAACAUCGAUGACCUCCGCGGAUGCUCACAAAUGGCUCGCCGAUCAUCGAGCCUUCCCAUUCAACUGGAGUGAGACUGGCGACCUUUAUAACAGAAUGUUCAAACAGGAUGUGGCGGGAUCUAUCAUUGACGAGCUUCUUGAUAGGCUCAUUGGUGGCAGGCAAGAUCCUGAAAAGGCAGCAUGA